GGCUGUAGGUUCUGUUAUCUUGACCUCGGAAAACCUCCGUGUCGGCGCUGCCAUCGGGAGCGGUCGUCCGGGGCACACUCAGUGGGUGGGACAGUCAGCAACCAAGGUCCUCAUCUCGGAACACUCCUCUUUGUUGACUUCCCGCUGGCAGACUACGAGAAAGCCUGCUCCAGCCGGCAAGCGGCACCCUCACUAACCUGUUGUUUGGCUGACCCGGAGGCCAACGGCCUGCGUCCUCGGCGGUCACCGUGGGCCACCGUUACCCCUCGCGCGAGCCCCACUGCGGACUCUACACCGAAAAGGCCGGUACGCGGGGGUUCGUCAGAAAUCAGGGCCCUUUUGUCGCUCACAAGAGGCUGGAAAUUGUGGUCAUGGGAGGAGAUUGAAAUUUUCGCGGCCCCCCUGUACCCAUGCUCUUCGUUGGGGGUACGUCGGUAUGCUUGCAGUUUCUCGUCGAUGGCAUUCCGCUCUGCCAGACUACAUAGAGUCCUGUCCGUCUCACCGUCGUACAAGUAA
This is a messenger RNA of Colletotrichum orchidophilum, 516 nucleotides long. RefSeq lists its product as uncharacterized. The transcript is spliced from 2 exons. NCBI's taxonomy places the organism in Eukaryota, Fungi, Ascomycota, Sordariomycetes, Glomerellales, Glomerellaceae. The record is from RefSeq and is a predicted model, not a curated record. The annotation marks the transcript as partial.